AUGGCGGCUACACGACGAACAGUAGCUCUAUUGAGCUCUAUUGUUCCGCGCGCAGCACGAAUUACACCACCAGCUUCUCAAGUCGCAGCACAUGUACGGGCAAAGAGCACAAAUUCGACGUCAGCAAUUGCGUACAAAGCCCUUCAUCGGCGAUCUCCUCUACCUCUGCCUGUUGUUGAGAGUCCGUCAGGUUCGUACGGUGCGGCGGCCGCAGUUUCGAGUAUUCUCUAUGAGACACCUGCAGCCUCUUCAGCUCCAGCCAAGAAACACAUUUUGAACUGUCUGGUGCAGAAUGAGCCUGGUGUUCUUUCUCGCAUAUCUGGUAUCUUAGCCGCUAGAGGGUUCAACAUUGACAGCUUGGUUGUGUGCAAUACUGAAGUUGAGGAUCUUUCCCGCAUGACAAUUGUCCUACAAGGCCUUGACGGAGUCGUUGAACAAGCAAGACGGCAACUAGAAGACUUGGUCCCUGUCUGGGCCGUGCUCGAUUACACCAACGCUGCGCUUGUUCAGCGUGAGCUACUCCUUGCGAAAGUCUCCAUAUUAGGUCCCGAGGUCUACGAAGAGCUUAUGGAGCACCAUCGGGAGAUGACAACACCCAACGACUCUUCUUCAGCCAUGGAAGAUAUUGAUGCAGAUCGUGAUCCAGAGAGAAGUGCUGAGCAAAGAUUACAAGAGCUUGAGGCAGGCAACACAGAACAGAAAGACCAAGGCAUGAUUGAGAAGGCACGCCAAAUGUUGGGCGCUGCUGAGAGCUAUCACCCGAAUCGCCUUGCCGCGUCGCAAGCGCUCAGACAUAAACAUGAACAUCUCGAGGCGAUCACGCAUUUGACGCAUCAGUUUGGCGGGAAAGUACUCGACAUCUCAACUAACAAUUGCAUCGUGGAAGUAUCUGCAAAGCCAUCGCGUAUUGACUCCUUCAUGAAGCUGAUUGCACCGUUCGGUAUUCUGGAAUCAGCUCGAACAGGUCUAAUGGCAUUGCCGAGAUCGCCGUUGUACGGGCCUAACGAAGAGCUCGAGAGAGAUGCGGGUGAUCUGGUUGAUGCAAGUACCUUGCCUCCUGGUUAA
Lithohypha guttulata is the source of this 1065-nucleotide messenger RNA. It is a transcript of the gene ILV6, whose product is annotated as acetolactate synthase, regulatory subunit. The transcript has 2 exons. The coding region runs from base 1 to 1065 and encodes 354 amino acids. The record is from RefSeq and is a predicted model, not a curated record. Lineage: Eukaryota; Fungi; Ascomycota; Eurotiomycetes; Chaetothyriales; Trichomeriaceae. Gene Ontology annotation, cellular component: acetolactate synthase complex; mitochondrial nucleoid. Gene Ontology annotation, molecular function: acetolactate synthase regulator activity. Gene Ontology annotation, biological process: branched-chain amino acid biosynthetic process.